AUGCCGCGGUCAUUUCUCGUAAAGAAGCACGAGGAGAUUCGAUCCUACCAGAGCUACAAGCCCCGUGUAGACGAUACCGACGCCGUCAUCGUUCCCGACAGCAUAUUCGCGCUGACGCCGUACACUCCGGUGCUACUUCCGACGGCGUACACUCCGGCGCUACUUCCGCUUACAGUAAAGCUCAAUAACGGCUAUAUUCAAGACAUCGUCAGUCCGACGCUUCCGUUGGAGUCCGCCGACAAUUCACCGCAGGGAGCGGCCAGGGAUGAUGACGAGACAUCAGAAGUGGAACCGCAGCUCCAGUUGCGCAAAGAGAAGCUUGACGACAACGCUAUAGCCGCCGAAAUCAUCAAAAAGUUCCAAAAGAACAACUACCCUACCGGCGUAUCUAGUAACGUCACGAUCGGUUACACGUAUGACGCAUUUUUCGUCAGCGACGGCAGGUCACGUGGCAAGAACUUCGGCGAGAAAAACGGCGGGAAACAACGUUACACGUGCAACGAGUGUGGCAAGGACUACGCGACGUCCAGCAACCUGUCACGUCAUAAGCAGACGCACCGAAGUAUGGACAGCAAGCUCGCGAAGAGGUGCCACCACUGCGGGAAGACGUACGUCUCUAUGCCGGCGCUCUCAAUGCAUCUCCUCACACACGACCUGAAACACAAAUGCGACAUCUGUGGAAAGGCGUUCAGCCGCCCGUGGUUACUGCAGGGCCACUUCCGGUCGCACACCGGAGAGAAGCCGUACGGAUGCGCGCACUGCGGCAAGGCGUUCGCGGACCGCUCUAACCUGCGCGCGCACAUGCAGACGCACUCAGCCUACAAGAGCUACAACUGCAAGCGCUGCAACAAGUCUUUCGCGCUGAAAUCUUACCUGAACAAGCACUACGAGUCCGCGUGUAUCCGAGACGACGGCGAGUGUAUUGACGUUGACGGUGACGUUGACGUGUCUUCCACGUCAUCAACGUCGUCUACGUCUUCCGUUUGCUCAGAUGAUAGCUUCAUACACGCGCGCAAGAUCGAAUAG
Molecule: messenger RNA, 1026 nt
Organism: Dreissena polymorpha
Lineage: Eukaryota; Metazoa; Mollusca; Bivalvia; Myida; Dreissenidae
Product: transcriptional repressor scratch 2-like
Exons: 2
Coding region: 1-1026 (341 amino acids)
Biological process (GO): regulation of DNA-templated transcription
Molecular function (GO): DNA-binding transcription factor activity, RNA polymerase II-specific; RNA polymerase II cis-regulatory region sequence-specific DNA binding
Source: RefSeq, a predicted model, not a curated record